Molecule: messenger RNA, 1174 nt
Organism: Pundamilia nyererei
Lineage: Eukaryota; Metazoa; Chordata; Actinopteri; Cichliformes; Cichlidae
Product: guanine nucleotide-binding protein G(olf) subunit alpha-like
Exons: 13
Coding region: 1-1140 (379 amino acids)
Biological process (GO): adenylate cyclase-activating dopamine receptor signaling pathway; sensory perception of chemical stimulus
Cellular component (GO): heterotrimeric G-protein complex; cytoplasm
Molecular function (GO): GTPase activity; G-protein beta/gamma-subunit complex binding; G protein-coupled receptor binding
Source: RefSeq, a predicted model, not a curated record
AUGGGCUGUCUGGGCGGCAAAACAGAUGAAGAACGACUGGAUGAAAAGGCAAAGAGAGAAGCAAAUAAGAAGAUUGAGAAGCAGCUGCAGAGGGAACGACAGACGUACAAAGCUACACACAGACUCUUACUGCUUGGUGCAGGAGAAUCGGGUAAAAGCACCAUUGUCAAACAGAUGAGGAUUCUUCAUGUGGACGGCUUUAAUGCUGAUGCGGAGAAGCAGCAAAAGGUUCAGGACAUCAGGAAGAACGUGAAGGACGCCAUCGUGACAAUUGUGUCAGCUAUGACUAUUCUGGCUCCGCCCAUUCCCCUGGGUAACCCUGGUAACCAGUUCAGAGCGGACUACAUCAAGAGCAUCGGUCCUCUGUCUGACUUUGAAUACACCGAGGAGUUCUUUGAGCAUGCUCAGAAGCUGUGGGAGGACGACGGUGUGAAGGCGUGCUUUGAGCGUGCCAAUGAAUAUCAGCUGAUUGACUGCGCUCAGUACUUCCUGAAUCGGCUGGAAUCAGUUCGGAGGCCCGAUUACUCACCCACCGACCAGGACCUGCUGCGCUGCAGAGUUCUGACUUCAGGGAUUUUUGAAACCAGUUUUCAGGUGGACAAAGUCAACUUCCAUAUGUUUGAUGUAGGAGGACAGCGGGACGAACGCAGGAAGUGGAUUCAGUGCUUCAAUGAUGUGACCGCCAUCAUCUUCGUGGCAGCGAGCAGCAGCUACAACAUGGUGAUCCGUGAGGACAACUCCACCAAUCGGCUGCGAGAAUCUCUGGACCUCUUCAGAUCCAUCUGGACCAACAGGUUCCUGAAGACUAUUUCAGUGAUCCUCUUCCUGAACAAACAGGAUGUUCUUGCUGAGAAGAUUCUGGCUGGAAAGUCGAAGCUGGAGGAUUAUUUCCCAGAAUAUAACAACUACCAGCUUCCUGCUGAUGCUGUUCCAGACACUGAUGAAGACCCCAAAGUGAUGAGGGCCAAGUUCUUCAUCAGAGAUGAGUUUCUGAGGAUCAGUACAGCGAGCGGUGACGGCAAACAUUACUGCUACCCUCACUUCACCUGUGCUGUUGACACCGAGAACAUCCGCCGUGUCUUCAACGACUGCCGUGACAUCAUCCAGCGGAUGCACCUGCGGCAGUAUGAACUGCUCUGACUGCUGGGCGCCGCCUGGCCCCGGCCACUCUGAA